AUGACGCCGUACCUGAGUCUCCCAUUCCCAGAGACGUACCCAGCGACGGGCGGCGAUUCGGCCACAGAGAACCUCAACCUCUUCUUCCAAACAGGAGAUGUGGCCUUCAUCCUGGUAGCCACAUCAAUGGUCUGGCUCAUGGUACCCGGUAUCGCCUUUUUCUACUCCGGUCUGGCCCGCAGAAAGUCGGCGCUGUCUAUGCUCUGGAUCUGCAUGGUCGCAGUCGCCAUCACCCAGUUCCAGUGGUACUUCUGGGGCUUCUCGCUCGCCUUCUCAAAAACUGCAACCAACGGUUUCAUCGGCAACUUGAAGCACUUUGCCUUGAUGGAUGUGCUGGGUGGGCCGGCAACAGGCACUGCGCUCGUCCCGGAAUUGCUCUACGCCAACUUCCAAGGCAUGUUUGCCUCAGUCACAAUCGCACUCGUGAUGGGCGCCGUCGCUGAGCGAGGCCGUCUCAUGCCUGCUUGUCUCUUCAUCUUUUUGUGGGUCACACUCGUCUACUGCCCGAUGGCCUGCGCCGUUUGGAACGCCAAUGGAUGGGCUUUCAAGUGGGGUGUCCUCGACUACGCUGGUGGCGGUCCAGUCGAGAUUGGCUCCGGUUUCGGUGCGCUCGCCUACUCCUUCAUGCUCGGCCCUCGUCGUAACUCACCUUCUGAGAUGGUGGUUGUACACCGACCCCACUCUGUCACCUCUGUCGUUCUCGGGACUGCCCUCCUCUGGUUCGGAUGGGCUGGCUUCAAUGGUGGUUCAGCUUUCGGUGCCAACUUGCGUGCAGUCAUCUCCAUUACAGACACCAACAUUGCCGGAGCCAUGGGUGGCAUCACCUGGUGUCUGCUCGAUUACCGUCUUGAACGCUCCCUGACCAUGGUCGGCUUCUGCUCCGGUGUCAUUGCUGGACUCGUCGCUGCUACACCUUCCUCCGGAUACAUUGGUCCCAGUCCUGCGGUUGCUGUUGGUGUACUUGCUGGAGCAUGCUGCAACUACGCAACCAAGAUCAAGUUUUUGCUUAAGAUUGACGACUCGAUGGAUGUGUUUGCCGAGCACGGCGUUGGUGGCAUCAUUGGUCUCUUGUGCUGUGCCUUCUUUGGCGCAGAGUACGUUACCGCCCUCGAUGGUGUCAGCUACGGCAUUGGCGGUUGGUUCUCCAAGAACUGGGCGCAAAUGUACAAGCAACUUGGGUGGAUUGGUUUCUGCUGUGCCUGGACAUGGACCAUCACCUGUCUCAUCUGCUUCGUCAUCAACAAGAUCCCAGGACUUCACUUGCGUACCUCAGAGGAUGGCGAGCUCCGUGGUAUCGAUGAGGACCAGAUUGGCGAAUUUGCCUUUGACUACGUUGAGGCACGUCGCAACUUCAUGACCUGGGGUGUCACCAAUGCCAUCGAUGGCGAGACCACCGAUGAGGGCUCCGACUUUUCCAACCAAAAGGGCAAAGCCAAGGCUGCUGAAGCGUUGCAGAAUGCAGGCUCAUACGAGAUGCAGCAGAUGGGCACCAACCACUCACUCGGCAAUGCGCCCUUCCCAGCAGGUCAACGGCAACAAGCUGAGGCGCCUGUUGUAUCAGGCAGUUCGCCUGUUGCAGAAGAAACUGCGCCAGCGCAUAGAGAUCACGCGGUCUAUUGA
Protomyces lactucae-debilis is the source of this 1620-nucleotide messenger RNA. RefSeq names its product ammonium transporter MEP2. Gene Ontology annotation, cellular component: plasma membrane. The record is from RefSeq and is a predicted model, not a curated record. Gene Ontology annotation, biological process: ammonium transmembrane transport. Lineage: Eukaryota; Fungi; Ascomycota; Taphrinomycetes; Taphrinales; Protomycetaceae. Gene Ontology annotation, molecular function: ammonium channel activity. The coding region runs from base 1 to 1620 and encodes 539 amino acids. The transcript has a single exon.